Ixodes scapularis (black-legged tick) is the source of this 1824-nucleotide messenger RNA. Its product is annotated as 4-coumarate--CoA ligase 1. Gene Ontology annotation, molecular function: CoA-ligase activity. Lineage: Eukaryota; Metazoa; Arthropoda; Arachnida; Ixodida; Ixodidae. The record is from RefSeq and is a predicted model, not a curated record.
AUGACAGCCAGGAUUGUAAACCGAGUGAUACAUUCAACUCUCCCGGAUUUCGACGUAGCAAACAGCUACGCCUCCCAAUUUAUAGAGCAGCGAUUGAAGAAACUCUCGACCAAGAUAAUUGCUGUUGACACCCAUCAAAGCUUGACCGCCUCUCAGCUGUUGGAAAAGAUACGCAAAUAUGCUGUAGGUUAUCAACGACACUGUGUGAAACCGGGGUCCAGGGUGUGCGCGUAUGUUGGCAACGCAGUUGAGACUGUAGCAGCAACCUUUGGGGUUGUGUUCGCGGGCGGUACGCUUGUCAUGGCAAAGCCGGCCUACGUGGCAAGGGAAUUGGUGUACACGAUUGAAGACAGCCAGUGCACUUUCCUACUAACUGACCAAGAAAACGCACCAAAUGCUGCCAAGAUCGAAAUAGCAUCAAACAUUAAGGCAUUGUUCUGCGUGGGAAGCGCACCCGGUUUCAUCGAUGUUCUCCAUUUUCAAAAACUGUCAGAUGCCUUAUUCACGCCCCACGAACCUGUUGACAACAAGGAAGAGGUUGUGGCUAUACUCUACACGUCAGGCUCGGUGGGUCUCCCGAAGGGCGUGGAAAUAUCGCACAAGGCCUACUGUGCCGCGUUUUACUCCUUCAGGUCUAUUGGAACCUGCACUGAAGAGGAUGUUUUUCUCUGCUGGAACCCUUUCACACACGCGUCAGGUUUUGCAAUAGGCAUGUUUUGUAUGUUUUUUGGAGCAAAAAUCAUCAUAACCGAUCCUUUAAUUCCGUACAAACAAUUUCUGGAGACUCUCAAGACCCAUGAGGUAUCUUUGUUCAUUGGCAUUCCGGGCCGGAUGCAGGAUAUUGUCAAUGAAAUUAAAACACACAAGGAAAUUGUAUCUCGUGUAAGAGGGAUUAUUGUGGGUGGUUCAAUGACCCCGAUUCCGCUUGCACGGGAGAUUCGUGAAAUCUUCGGCGUGGAAUCACUUUUCAAUUGUUACGGCCUGACAGAAACAUUCGGCCUGGUGAGCUUCUCACUUGUUGGACAAAUUACCUUCGACAAUGGUGUAUUUCCUGCUGCCGGCGUUAAAUUUAAGGUUAUAGACAUAACCAGCGGAGAUUCUCUCGGACCGCAUCAGAAUGGCGAGAUUGCGGUUCACGCCCGAGGCAUCAUGAAGGGCUACACUGGGCGUCCCGAAGCUACUGCUGAAGCCUUGAGCAGCGAUGGAUGGUUCCGUACAGGCGAUUUAGGCUACUACGACACUGAAGGACGGAUCCAUGUCAUUGAGAGAUUGAAACAGAUGAUAAAAUGCAUGGACAAUGCCGUCGUCCCUGCUGAGCUGGAAGAACUUCUGAUCACCCACGAGGCUGUCGCGGAGGCCGCAGUCGUAGGGAUUCCAAGCUCGAAGUAUGGCGAGGCUCCAACAGCCUGCAUCGUUGUCAAAGACGGCUUCGAGAAAAACCUCGACAGUGUGGCGACGGAACUGAAGGAGCUCGUUGCGGGUCAAGCAGCAGUGUUCAAGCAACUGUAUGGAGGUGUUUUCUUCAUGAAAUCUUUUCCCAAGUCCGAUAACGGAAAGAUCCUGAGACGAGACCUCAAAACAAAGGUUGCCCAGGAAAUAGAGAAGUUGACAAAAUAGUUGAGCUCCUUAGGCUCCAUAAGCCACAUGAAAACUAACAUGUAACCUGCGAUGAAUCUUGUUUUUUUUUUUUUUAAAAUCGCAAUUGUAAUAAACAAGAACUUUUAAAAAAUGCGCAAGUACAUGUAUUCAAUGUGGAGGUUUUCAAUGUAAUUAGACAUAAUGAAAGAAAGAUUUCUUUAUGGUACAAUUUAUAAAACAGUUCGC